Glycine soja is the source of this 1652-nucleotide messenger RNA. RefSeq lists its product as uncharacterized. Bases 158 to 1357 code for a protein of 399 amino acids. The record is from RefSeq and is a predicted model, not a curated record. The transcript has 4 exons. NCBI's taxonomy places the organism in Eukaryota, Viridiplantae, Streptophyta, Magnoliopsida, Fabales, Fabaceae.
AUUAUGGAAUGCAAGUUUGGUCAAAGAAACUGUAGAAGAAUUUGCAGUCGGGCAAUGGCAAUAUAUCGAAUGGACGCUUCCUUCAUUUCUCUCAUAACUAGAAAGUAGAAACUUAUAGAUUUUUGGUUGGUGGCACAGGUGAUUUAAUUUGAAGCAUAUGGCUUCCAACUGUGUAAAUCUUUCUAAUCCUUACCAUCAAUGUACCCAAGCUUGCUCCCAAACCACCAUCAAGACGUCGCACUCCCACAUAAACAAAAACAAGACUUCAGGUUAUGGCCCAAGUGUCACAGAUGCUCAGCUUGGAAAAAAGAUCAAUAAUAAACACAAUCAAAACGUACGAACGUACCCAGGUUGUCCUAAAGCAUCCAAUCCUUACCACCAGUGUGAUCACAAUUGUUACAAAAGAUUAUCCGAUUCAGGUGCUCCUCCUCCUAUAAAGCUGGACAAGAAAAAGAAGUUAGGUUCAAAACCAGAACCCCCUGUUCUUGACAGUGUUCCUGCCUCAAAAGUUGGGGCAAUUUACCUAUCUGAUGCUUCAUCACCAAUAUCACAGUAUUCCGAGAAGAAAAAGGUGGAGACAGAAAACAAUGAGCACGUUUCUCCUCAGACAAAUAUCCAAGCUGUAAAGCCUGUCAAUAACAAAGACCAACCAAUUAAGGAGGGUGAGCAGCACGUUGGGAACCCAAUGCUAACAAAUGAUGAUGAGGACAAAAUUGCUUCUAAUAAAAUUGUUCCAAUCAGCCUUCCUAUUUCAGAAAGUGAUGAUGAUGAGUCUGUGAUGAGUUCUGAAGGCCGUCUUCAAGUUGGAAGAUAUCAAAUAAAAGAAAGUUUUGGUUCCAUCUUGCAAUCUAUCCUUGACAAGUACGGGGACAUAGGAGAAAGCUGUCAGUUGGAAUCGGUUGCCAUGCGCUCAUAUUACAUUGAGUGUGUAUGCUUUGUGGUGCAAGAGUUACAUAAUUCCUCAUCGAUAAUGCAAUUAAGCAAGUCCAAAGUCAAGGAAUUAUUGGCUAUUCUUAAGGAUGUAGAAUCUGCACAACUUGGUGUGGCUUGGUUGCGUAGCGCCCUCGAUGAACUAGCUCAAAAUAUUGAACUCAUUAAUAGGCACCAGGAGGUAGAGGCACAAAAGGAUAACUCUGGUCGCCAAGUGGAGUCAUUGAGACAAGAGCUAGAAACAGAGUUGGAAAGUUUGGCUCAGAAAGAACAAGAGGUUGCCAAUAUUAAAACACGAAUUCCUGAGAUCAGAGGUCGUUUGAGCCAGCUCCAGCUCAAGUCAGAAGAACUCAACAGAAGCAUGCUAUCUAUCAAGUCCAAGGUUCAUAAUUUGCAUAUCAAAUCUUUGGUGGAUGAACUAUUAUAAGUCUUCAGCAAAUUCGUUUGUGGUGCACGCAUAUUUAUGAGUUAUAAUUAAUGCUUGAAUAUAGAAUUCAAUAGGUUACUGAAUAAAUGCAUGCGGAGCGAUAUAUAUUUUAUUGUUUAGAGAUUAUAUCAACACAUACUGAUCACUUAGGGUAGAGAAAUAUGCACGCUCUCCAUUGGAUUUUGACUUUAAUUGUUUGUUUGAUAGUGUUGUUGAUCUUCAGUUGGAAACUCUUGUAUCUCUGACUGUAUACACAUUUUAUUCCUGUAAAUUUUAUGCAUUUUUGUUUUUUUUU